Molecule: messenger RNA, 1369 nt
Organism: Amaranthus tricolor (Joseph's coat)
Lineage: Eukaryota; Viridiplantae; Streptophyta; Magnoliopsida; Caryophyllales; Amaranthaceae
Product: transcription factor BEE 3-like
Exons: 6
Coding region: 132-992 (286 amino acids)
Biological process (GO): regulation of DNA-templated transcription
Cellular component (GO): nucleus
Molecular function (GO): DNA-binding transcription factor activity; protein dimerization activity
Source: RefSeq, a predicted model, not a curated record
CCCACCCCGCCUUUUAUUUUUUAUUUAUAUUUUAUAAAUAAGCUUACUCCUCACUGAAAUUCCCCAUAAUCCAAAACUCUUGCCAUUCUCUCAAAACCCCAAAAAUAAAAUCAUAAUUAAAAAAAAAAUUAAUGGGAAACUACACCAGAAAUCCAAAUAUUUUCACACCCAAUUGUAAUUAUAAUUCAUAUGUUGAUAAUAAUGAUCUAAAUUGGGAAGCCCAACUAACAAAUCCUCUAACUAUGCCACCUUUACAUCCAUCUUUGUUACAAAACUCAAACUUAGAUCUUCAUAGUUUGAUAAUGGGUAUGGGUUUGUACACUAUUAAUGAUCAAACACUAAGUGAAAAUCAAUCAAUUAAGGAUCAUCCUGGUUUAUCAGAAUCAGCAUCAAUUUUAUCAUCAAGAAGUGAAAAUGGAAAUGAAAUUACUAACAAAAGAAAAGCUCAAGAUUUGGGUGAAGAAAGUAGCACUUCUUUGCAUUCAGCUCCUCUUCAUCCAAAUCAUCUUAGCCCUCCAACUCCAAAGAAAAAUAGUACAAACAGAGGAAAAAGAAGCAAGAAAAGUAUUGGGGAGUCGAAAACAGAUGGAAAUACAAAGGAAGUUGUUCAUGUUAGAGCUCAGCGUGGUCAAGCUACUGAUAGUCAUAGUAUAGCUGAAAGAGUAAGAAGAGGGAAGAUUAAUGAAAGACUCAGAUGCUUACAGGACAUAGUUCCAGGUUGCUAUAAGACAAUGGGAAUGGCUGUAAUGUUAGAUGAAAUAAUUAAUUAUGUUCAGUCAUUGCAAAACCAAGUUGAGUUUCUAUCAAUGAAGCUCACCGCUGCAAGUCAAUAUUAUGAUUUUAAUUCUGAAAAUGAGCAUGUUGAAAAAAAGCAGAAGAUAAAGGCAUCAAGCAACAGUGAUGAAGCACAGGGGAUGAUUAAUAAUAAUAACAAAGGAGGAUAUGAUGAAGCAACAAUUUACAAUCUCUAUCAAUCAGGAUGGUCCUUUUGACUUGGACCUUUGGCUUCUUGCUUUCUAUUCCUUUGCAUUUGAUUACAUUUCAUUAUCUCCAUCUUAUUGUCAAUUUUUGUAAACUCCCAAAAAGAAAAACAUUAUUAAUUAUUCAUUAAACUUUUAGGAAAAGGAUAGAAUACAUGAUAAUUCUCAAAUACUACUACUAUUUAGCGUAAAUCAUUGAUAAAACCCUAUCUAAAAUUCGUUGGGUUUGGCACAAUUUCAUUGGCUAAUUGCAAAAAGGAUAGAAGAAGUUUAUUGUUUUUGUAUAAUUGGUAUUUUUUGUAAUUUUGUGUAUUAGUUAUUGGAUCUUAGUGGAUCAUUAUUAUUAUUAUUAUUGUUAUUAUUAUUAUUAUUAUUGAGUUGCUGCCAAU